Molecule: messenger RNA, 1272 nt
Organism: Pyrus x bretschneideri (Chinese white pear)
Lineage: Eukaryota; Viridiplantae; Streptophyta; Magnoliopsida; Rosales; Rosaceae
Product: probable protein S-acyltransferase 15
Exons: 7
Coding region: 118-936 (272 amino acids)
Molecular function (GO): palmitoyltransferase activity
Source: RefSeq, a predicted model, not a curated record
UGUAAAAAGAAAGGAAAAUGCUCGGACCUUCCUCGGAUUCAGAAUUCCCGGGAAAUAGACUUCCCAGAAAAACAAGGGAAAACUUUUCUAUUGAUUCCAUCUCCCCCAAAACCCACGAUGAAGUUCGAAAGAUUCCUGUCAAUCCCAAUCUUUAUGGUGAUUUUGUUAAUUGGUACUGUGUGUUACAUCACGGUUUUCAUCUUCAUCGACGGUUGGGUUGGAUUGAAGAGCUCCGCUGGUUCUUUGAACGCUCUGGUUUUCAUUUCCUUGGCAUCUCUCUGCCUCUUCUCCUUCUUUUGCUGUGUUCUCAUCGACCCAGGUCACGUUCCUGCUUCCUACGUCCCUGAUGUUGAACAUAGUGUGGUCUCCGAUCAAGAAUCUAAGAAAAAUGUUCGCUGUGACAAGUGUUCUACAUACAAGCCUCCCAGAACUCAUCAUUGCCGGGUCUGCAGAAGGUGUGUUUUAAGAAUGGAUCAUCACUGCAUGUGGAUCAAUAACUGUGUUGGUUACUGGAACUACAAGGCAUUUUUUAUGCUUGCUUUAUAUGCAACGCUAGGAUGCUUGUACUCUACAGUUAUGAUUAUAAAGUGUGUAUCUCAAAAGGACUUCGAAUUCAUUGCAAGUGAUAGCCACAAGGUUUUUUAUGUUAUGUCUGGUCUAGUGAUGGCUUCCUUGACGGUAAUGCUUGGAGCUCUUUUAGGUUGGCAUAUCUACCUCAUAACCAAUAAUAUGACAACUAUAGAGUAUUAUGAAGGAAUACGGGCAGCAUGGUUAGCUGGGAAAUCUGGGAAAAGUUACAGACAUCCAUACAAUCUUAGUGUACACAAAAACAUCUCUUCGGUUUUGGGUCCAAGUAUGCUGAAAUGGUUAUGUCCGACAUCAGUAGGCCAUCUAAAAGAUGGACUCAUCUUCCCUACUCCGCGUGAUAGUUCAUGAGUUUUCUGAUGUCGCUCAAAUUCAGGUUCGGUGGUCCGAAUUCAUGCAUGUUCAUCAGAACACAAAGAUACGAGGCAUGUUCGCCAUAGUCAUCUCUUAAUAUGAAAAGAUACUAGGAAAAGAGCAACGCAGUGGGAGAAGCGACUGGAGUCUUUUUGAUAAACGUAGGGUUAGGUUAUCAGCUUCAUUAGAUGCAUAAACAAGUACUACGACUUGCACCAUAGGAUAGAGAUCAACACUGUAGACUAAACAUAUGAAAUGGAGACUGGAUAUUUGUUUCAAAUACAAACUGGGGAAUACUACCGGAAUGGAAACAACGAUUGUUUGUUUGGGUUU